Messenger RNA from Tricharina praecox, 1276 nucleotides. Its product is annotated as ATPase, F1 complex, gamma subunit domain-containing protein. The record is from RefSeq and is a predicted model, not a curated record. Bases 131 to 1015 code for a protein of 294 amino acids. Gene Ontology annotation, molecular function: proton-transporting ATP synthase activity, rotational mechanism. The transcript is spliced from 4 exons. NCBI's taxonomy places the organism in Eukaryota, Fungi, Ascomycota, Pezizomycetes, Pezizales, Pyronemataceae. Gene Ontology annotation, biological process: proton motive force-driven ATP synthesis.
AAUCAACCCUCCCCGGCUCUAUCGCGACUUUCUCCGUUUUGAAACCGAAAUUCCGUCACCUCUCCCCUCCGAGCCAUCGCCCCCCACCCCCCACCAACACCGUUCACUUCCACAAGCGUCCUCCAUCGCUAUGCUUUCCCGGGCAGCCAGACCCGCCCUUCAACGGGCAGCCGCUGCUUCUUGCAGGCCGGUCCUCUCCAACAACUAUGCCACUCUGCGCGAGAUUGAAGGUCGUCUCAAGUCGAUCAAGAACAUCGAGAAGAUCACCAAGACCAUGAAGAUUGUCGCUUCUACCAAGAUGAACCAGGCUCAGAAGUCCAUGGCCGAAUCUCGGAUCUACGGAAAGACGUCCAACAAGCUUUUCGAGGAGGCCGAGGCUCAACCCAGCGAGACCGGCAAGACCCUCUACAUCGUCUCGUCGUCCGACAAGGGACUUUGCGGAGGUGUGCACUCGAGUUUGUCGAAGGCUGUGCGUCUGAAGUUGCUCGCCAACGAGAAUGCCGACCUUGUCGUCAUGGGCGAGAAGUGCAGGGCGCAACUCGGAAGAUCGAACGCGAGGAACAUGGUGUUGAGCUUCUCGGGUAUCGGAAAGGACGUUCCCACCUUUGCGACCGCCCAGGCCAUCGCAAACCAGAUCAUGGCGCUGGACACCGAGUACGACAAUGUCGAGAUCGUAUACAACUCGUUCUUGACCCCCGUCUCGUACGAGGCUACCACCAUGAACGCCUACUCUGAGGAGUCGAUGAAGGCUGCUGCCAACAUCUCCGCCUUCGAGAUUGAGGAUGAGCAGCUCCCCAACCUUCGUGAGUUCGCUCUUGCCAACUCCAUCUACUGGGCUCUUGCCGAGGGCUACGCCUGCGAGAUUGCCGCUCGUCGUAACGCCAUGGAUAACGCUUCCAAGAACGCUGGAGAGAUGAUUGGCAAGUUCCAGAUUCUGUACAACCGUACCCGACAGGCUGUCAUCACUGGUGAGCUGGUCGAGAUUAUCACCGGUGCCGCCGCUUCCGCCGAGUAAGCAAGUACAAAAAAAAGGACAGGACUUCGAAAAAAGGAUUGUUUUUUUUCCCUUGUAUAAUGCUUCGGAAUGGACGAACGGAAGUACGGAUGAUGGAUGCAUGCGGGUGGAGGGGGGCGACUGUAUCUUAGUUUUGUCGGAAGGCGGAUUUCGCAGUACAAUAGAAUCGCGUGUCUUGCUUUCCACUGAAUGCCGAGCGACUGUCGAUGUUUCCAGCAAUGUAUCUAAGGACUCAUCUAGAGUAAAUGUUCCAUUCAAGUA